Priapulus caudatus is the source of this 2884-nucleotide messenger RNA. RefSeq names its product ankyrin repeat domain-containing protein 24-like. Gene Ontology annotation, cellular component: nucleus; cytoplasm. NCBI's taxonomy places the organism in Eukaryota, Metazoa, Priapulida, Priapulimorpha, Priapulimorphida, Priapulidae. Gene Ontology annotation, molecular function: protein binding. The transcript is spliced from 10 exons. The record is from RefSeq and is a predicted model, not a curated record. Bases 155 to 2884 code for a protein of 909 amino acids.
ACGUAAGACAACGCGCUAGGCGUUCUUCGUCCGUAUGCCUGCUGCUGUUGCAUAGCUUCGUGCGGGCUAUGUUGAUAACCGACAGCUUGUUAAAGCGCAUCAUGGUUCUUAAAUGAGCAUCAUCAAUGACUGAAAUGAAUGACUGAAUCCCGAAAUGGAUCCCUUUUACGACAGAGAUAACCAAGAUGUAAACAGUCUUGGAUCAGGUUCGGACGACUUAACUAAUAGCAUUGCACACACAGCUGCAGUUAAGGGAGACGUUUGCCUAUUAAAGGCUGCAAUCUUGCAGGACCCGGACAUCAUGGACGCAUCAGAUUCAGAAGGUAUGACGCCGCUGUUGCAUGCCGUCAGCACCCAGAAGAUUGAGUGCCUUCGACUUCUCGUCAAAAUGGGCGCAAGCAUCGACGCUCAAGACAGCUGUGGUCACAGCGGCAUCGCCCUGGCAACCUAUGCCGGUUGGUUCGAAGGCUUGCAGUUUCUAUUACGGAACGGGGGCAUUCACAGUUUACGGCUGACGGAUAAACACAACCGUACGCCACUGCACGCUGCGACGUAUGAGCAGGACUGGCGAAUCCUUGAACUUCUGCUUAACUAUGUUCCUGCUGAUGAUGUCAACAAGCCAGAUAAUGAGGGGAUGACUCCGCUGCACUGGGCAGCAUUUCAUAGUCGAGUCGAGCAUAUACAACUUCUGCUAAACAAGGGCGCUGCGCUGGUCUACAUCGAUGUUGAUGGAAACACGGCGCUUCACUGGGCAGCACAGAAAGGAUCAGUGGCUUGCUGUCGUGCACUGUGCGCCGAUCCGGAGAGACGUGAAAUGGUCAACAGCGAGGAGAAUACGGGAAAGACAGCGAUUCAUCUAGCGGCGGCGACGGGACAUCAGCAGGUGAUCAAGGAGCUAGCGACGAUACAUUGCUGCAACCUAGAUGCUCUUGACGAGGACGAGAGGACACCGCUGCACUGGGCAGCCGUAACCGGCCAACAUCGCUGCAUCAGCACAUUGUUAAAGCUGGGAGCGAAUCCGAGCGUGAGGGAUAUCUCUGGAAUCACACCCAUGGACUACGCCGUCAAGUCCUGCCACACAGAAUGCGUAAAGCUCUUUUGGAAGAAGGACAAGAUCAAGUUGUUGACAUCAGAACGCCGCGUACUUCCCUACAUACCGCAGCACCAUAUGGGCAAGGGCCUCACAACAGAGAAGCAGGUUUCGACGCCUGCAUCCCUCCUAGCAGACGACGGCACACACCACGAGAAGGAGAACACCCCCGCCCCGGCCCCGCGAAACAUUCUCAGAUUCAUCCGACAUUUCUUUCGGCGAACCCAGCAGGCUGAUGCGAUGGAGAGCACAUACACGUCCAGCGAGGCCGGUCUACAGGACAGCUUCAGCUUCUCUAGCGACCAAAAAGAGCCCGACACGCAACAAACCAUUCUUCCGGAAUCGAACAACUUCUCGGAAAUAGUCGUUAGAAAUCCGUCGAAAGACAACAGCGAAUCUAAAAGUGAGAUUUUCGAAGACCUCGCCGAAACGACGCAGGUAGUGCGGGCUCCUGCCGCCGGAGAGAAUGCCACUGUCGGUCCGCUGACAGACGCGGCGACGAAGUUACGCGACGCGGAUGCGGGAGCAGUCUUCGAGAGUGCCCAGCCGGAUUCGCAGUCACACGGACAGCGCGCUGAGAAGGCGGUCACUGUCACGGCAGCUGCCACCGACUAUAACGCGAGUGAUCCAGUCACCAGUUCCGUCCAAGCGAUCGCGCUGAAAACGAGGCAAAACACUGCGCCGCUACACGCCGCCAACAGCGCCAGAGAAAGUAGCGACGAGCAUUGUAAAGACCGUCGCGAGGCAUUGAUGGAGAGGUUCAAGAUGAAGGAAGUCGCUCUGCAGCGCUACUCGACACACUUCUCGCAGGCAACGCUGAGGUGCAAUCAAGUCGCAAACGCGCAAGGUGCACACAAAGUAAACAUGUCAACGCGAAAGGAAGCGGCGGCGGCGGCGGCUCACGUUACAGAUAAAGGUUCCCGUUUAGAUCAAACGCUGCGCGCGGAAAUGCUGGAUAAGCUGCGGCUAUCCGCAGAGCAAGCGUCGAUGUCAUCAUCUUCCGGCAGUAAAGUCUUGCCACGCAUCCACAACGACAGCAAUUACUGGCACAGCUCAACCGCAAGGAUGCGUUCUCUGCCGCUACUGCCCGAGCAAAGCGCACCCACUAAGGGCAACGCGUGGCACAGCAGCGGAGUAAUUUAUGGGUCGCAAACCGCUAAGCUGGCAAGUGACGUUCGGGUCAGCCCGUCUUCAAUGAGAAGUUCGCUGUCGGACAGUUUGUCUGGAACCAGUCCUAUGUAUGACAAGAAGCGGACCGAUGCUGUGCACAGGCUAGCCUUCAGUAAAAGCAGCAGACUCACGCUGAGCGAUUCAUCGGCACCUAGCGUCCUUGCUCAGCCGACGGGUGACGUCAUGCAGAGCUACGAUUUCCGCAAGCAUUUACAAGGGAGACGGAACAAGCUUCUCGUUAAGGCUACCGAACACGAGAGGGUCGAUUUAAUUUCGUCUCGAAAUCGUUCCGCCAACGUGGACAGUGCUAGCAGCUACAUUACCUCGAAACCGAUGCAGAUGACGGGAGGUGUAAGCAACACCGAAUGUUCUCCGCCAACUAAUGUCGGCUUGUGCAUCGGCCGCGACGUCGGCAGAGAGUCUGCCAACAGGAGUCCCAAUGAAGUACUGGCAGCACAAGCAACAACAACGCCAAUCGCGAGCGCUUCACCACGACGGCUGGAUGGCGGGCAUAAAUUACCUGCACUAGUCAAGACCAGGGCGAUACACAGAAGCGAUGAUUACGCGAAGCCAUUGCUGAACCACGACGGCGAAUACCGGAGACUGCGUCGCAGCAACACAUGA